UCCGUAAGUAUAGAAACUUCAGUUAUAGUAUGGGUGUUUCCAAUCUCCAGCUCAAACUUAUCAGUUAUUACUUCACUUGAGUUCUUACUUCUCAGAUUGGGAGACAAAAGGAGAAAACAUUGAAGAAGAUGGGGUUGGGAGUUCCUGCUCUUCCAUUUACCUUUGUGGCUCACCUUCUAGCAGUGGCUGCUAUUGUCAUGGUCUUGUUUUGGAACAUACACUUCAGGGGUGGCUUAGCUUGGGAAGCUACCAACAAAAAUCUCAUAUUCAAUAUCCAUCCUGUUCUUAUGCUAAUUGGAUUAAUAAUUAUGGGAGGUGAAGCUAUCAUAACUUACAAAGCUCUACCCCUGAAGAAGGAAAUUAAGAAGUUGAUACAUCUUAUUCUCCAUGCAAUUGCACUAGUACUUGGAAUAGUUGGAAUUUGUGCUGCCUUCAAGAAUCAUAAUGAAAGUGGCAUCGCCAAUAUGUACAGCUUGCACUCAUGGCUUGGCAUUGGAGUUAUUUCCCUUUAUGGGAUUCAGUGGAUAUUUGUUUGUGAUGUUUUUCUACCCUGGAGGGAGUGAAACACUAAGAAGCCAAUCAAUCCCAUGGCACGUGUUGUUUGGGCUGAUAGUGUAUGUGUUGGCACUUGGGACAGCUUCUCUUGGG
This is a messenger RNA of Arachis duranensis, 648 nucleotides long. Its product is annotated as transmembrane ascorbate ferrireductase 1. The record is from RefSeq and is a predicted model, not a curated record. NCBI's taxonomy places the organism in Eukaryota, Viridiplantae, Streptophyta, Magnoliopsida, Fabales, Fabaceae. Gene Ontology annotation, molecular function: oxidoreductase activity.